AUGAAGCCGAUUCUACUGUUUGCUAUUGCGGUGACCUUCGUUGGUCUAACUCAAGCGCAGGAGCGUAUGGCGGGUGCCACUAACACAACGAUUGACAAGUACCCGUUCCUCGCCGCCAUAUCUUACGCCAACUCCGGUCUGGUAGGUUGUGGAGCCAUACUUACGGAUCGGUGGAUUUUAACUGCAGCCAGCGUUAUCAUCGCGGAACCUGCCAACUUCUACCUAGUGCGGGUUGGCACCAGCAAUUUCAGGAAGGGCGCUACACGAUACCGCGUCAUAAGUAAAAUCAGCAGUUUCAAUUACAACGGGUACGACUCUAACCUUGGAAUGGUCAAGUUAGUGCAGCCAUUGCGUUUCGGUCGCACUAUACAGCCGAUUCCGAUCGCCACGUGUUGGCCCGACACGGUUCAGGUGACAAUGGUGUCCUUCGGACAGAAUGAAGGGAACCUAAAAGGUGGGCCACUGCAACGAGCAGAUCUGGAACUCACCAUCAAGCCCGACUGCUACAAGAAGCUUACCAACAAACAGGCACAGGAGGCCGUUAAAUCUGGAUACAGUUACUGUGUACGAUCGGCGGAUCGCAGGCCCAAGGGACAUUACCUGACAGAUGCUGGCGCUCCGGCAGUUGUGCACAAUCGUCUCUACGGCAUUUUCUCGUACACGGAAAACAAGGGUGGCAUCGCAAAAGCAUCCGUGGCCACACGUGUUCCCGAUUUCCAGACCUUUAUCCAGGGAACUAUCGACAUGGACCCGUGA
Anopheles cruzii is the source of this 756-nucleotide messenger RNA. Its product is annotated as chymotrypsin-1-like. Gene Ontology annotation, biological process: proteolysis. The record is from RefSeq and is a predicted model, not a curated record. Gene Ontology annotation, molecular function: serine-type endopeptidase activity. The coding region runs from base 1 to 756 and encodes 251 amino acids. The transcript has a single exon. Lineage: Eukaryota; Metazoa; Arthropoda; Insecta; Diptera; Culicidae.